Molecule: messenger RNA, 1257 nt
Organism: Caenorhabditis auriculariae
Lineage: Eukaryota; Metazoa; Nematoda; Chromadorea; Rhabditida; Rhabditidae
Source: the annotation of a GenBank genome assembly
AUGCUCCGGUUAUUUUUUUUCCUUGCAGCAAAAUUUCAAUUUGGAAUGCUUUUCAGAUUUGUCGUGUUUUUGUGUCUUUCCUCCUCAGUAUUGGCUGGCCUCGGUUUAGAUGCAGUUCAGGUAAAAAAAUUUCUUUGUUUUAAAGAAAGAAUUGAAAGUUAACUUUUAGUAUAUUGCUCCGAAGACGUUCCAAUGUUUGGCGGGUAACGGAUUCUCGUUCUUCGCCGGCAGAUUAUGGCAACGAUACAACUAUGUGGAUAACAAUGGCGUUUUGAACAUUGCCAACGCCAGAAGUGGUCAGUUUUCUUUAUUAUUAACGGAAGAAAUGUUUUUUCAAACCAUCGUAACUAAUAUUUUUCAGCUGGAUUCAAAGAAAUCUACGGCUACAUCUACCCGUGCAUUUCCUCCGAUUGUCCGCCGCCAGAGGGACAAGUUCAGGCAGUUCUCAGGGCUUUGAAGGCCAACGGAGCGAGUUGCGACAAGAUUUUCAUCGACGUCGAGCAGCCUGGAUGGCCAAGCAACUCGACUUUCAACCAAGAUUUCAUCACUCGCAUGGGAAGCGAGCUUGAUGUGAGUUUGGAGGAGAAAAUUUAAAAAAAAAUGCUAGCUCUUGAUUAAAAAAAAAGUCGUCGAAUAUGAUGUUUUCUGUGCACGUACCGCCGACGAAAAUUAACAUACUGCCGACAUUUUUAUAUCUUUUAAAUGGAGAGAUAGUCUUUUUUGAGCUAAAAAAAAGUAAAUAUUUGCUCAAAAUUGAAAACCCUAUCAGAAACAGUAUCGGCUAAGGGAUGAGCAUGGAAAAUUUCAGAAGUUUCUCAAGUUAAAAUUGAAAAUUAUUGUAGCCUUUUUCGUCUCUUUUCGAUCUUGAGAAGAAAAAACGCUUGUAUCCGUUUUGAAUGUUUCUUGUUUUAUUUCAUGAUGUUUUAACAGUGAAAGAAUAUUUUAAACGCCAAGAAAAACUUUCCAACUCGCUUAUUUUCCAGUACCAAGGCGCGGCCUGGGGAAUCUACACGAACGAGGACAACUGGAAGGCCGUCACUGGUGGCAAAUGGACCAAGAUGAAGAAUCAGCCGCUCUGGUGGGCCGAGCCCAACAACAACCAGGUGAAAAAGAAAAAAAAUUUCAAUUUUUCAUAUCAUUUUCUAGGAUUUCAACGGAUAUUAUCCAUUCGGAGGCUGGCGAAUGCCCUACAUGCACCAAUACCAGACCGACUCCUCGUCUUGCGGCGUUUCUCUCGACCGAAUUUGGCACCCUUGA